Messenger RNA from Xylona heveae TC161, 1108 nucleotides. RefSeq names its product V-type ATPase. Lineage: Eukaryota; Fungi; Ascomycota; Xylonomycetes; Xylonales; Xylonaceae. Gene Ontology annotation, molecular function: proton-transporting ATPase activity, rotational mechanism. The transcript is spliced from 5 exons. The coding region runs from base 157 to 642 and encodes 161 amino acids. The record is from RefSeq and is a predicted model, not a curated record. Gene Ontology annotation, cellular component: proton-transporting V-type ATPase, V0 domain. Gene Ontology annotation, biological process: proton transmembrane transport.
CAACCUUCCCCCGUCGUCACCAAUCUCUCCAUAGCCAGGCUCCAACUGCUUCAAGCUUCAUCAACCCGUUCGCGCGCUUUAGCUAGCCCAAUCCGCCGCAUCCACUCAAGUCGUCAGCGUCGUCCUCGAGCUGUUAAUAUCUUCAAAGUCAUCAAAAUGGCCACCGAUCUCUGCCCCGUUUAUGCCCCCUUUUUCGGUGCGAUGGGCUGCACAUCAGCCAUCGUCUUCACCUGCUUCGGCGCCGCCUAUGGUACUGCCAAGUCUGGUGUCGGUAUCUCGGCCAUGGGUGUCCUCCGACCUGACCUGAUCGUCAAGAACAUUGUCCCCGUUAUCAUGGCUGGUAUCAUUGCCAUUUAUGGUUUGGUCGUGUCUGUGCUGGUCUCGGGUAAUCUUAAGCAGCAGCUGUCGCUAUACACUGCUUUUAUCCAGCUCGGUGCUGGAUUGAGUGUCGGUCUGGCUGGUCUUGCCGCUGGCUUCGCCAUUGGCAUUGUUGGUGAUGCUGGUGUCCGUGGAACUGCCCAACAACCCCGUCUCUUCGUCGGCAUGAUUUUGAUUCUCAUUUUCGCCGAAGUCUUGGGUCUGUACGGCCUCAUUGUCGCCCUGCUCAUGAACUCCAAGGCGUCGCUCGACACCGUCUGCUAAACAGCUUACAAUGUUGGGACGAUUUGCUUGAGGCUUGUAUAAGCAAUAUCACGGUAUUACGAGAAGCUGAGGACGAAUAAUAACUGAUGGGACCAUCGCCAAUUUACCUACCAUCCAAACAGUCAUGUAUUACAAAGGGGGAGUGUGACUCCUCGACACGUCAUUGUCAAAGAAAGAGCCGAUGUUAUGUGGAAGGGGCAGAAGGGAAAUGUAGUCAAACGAGCAUCAAUGUUGUCAUAUCAUAAUCAUCAUGGGAACAUGCUUUCCUCCGUUUUCUACCUCGGAUUUUAUGUUUUAUAUAUUUUCUUUUUCUUCUCCGUUUGCAGCGCGCUUUGUAUUCGUAGGGAACGUUUGCCAGUACAAUGCAGGGAAGGGAUCAAGUGUGGUAGAUAAAAUCAUCUCUUGCGUGUUGUAUCUUUCUAUCGUGGUCAAAGUGCAUAAAGUAUAUGUGUCCGUGUCUAGUCCA